This is a messenger RNA of Megachile rotundata (alfalfa leafcutting bee), 486 nucleotides long. RefSeq lists its product as uncharacterized. The record is from RefSeq and is a predicted model, not a curated record. Lineage: Eukaryota; Metazoa; Arthropoda; Insecta; Hymenoptera; Megachilidae.
GCCUCUAUUACAAUCACACGUAGUAUGUUCUCUACUUUUAACAAAUUAACGUUUAAGUCUCUAACGCCGAUUUCGACAAUAUCUGAUGAUACCGAUCGUUCAUUUUGGGGUGAAGAUGAAUUAAGUACUUCCGAAUCAACGCAACAAUUAAAUAAGAAACAGAAACGUCGCCACACUUUAUCUUAUCGCAAUCGUAUUGCAGUACACAGAAGUCGAUCUUCACUAUUUCAAUCAUCAAGUUCUAGUUUAAAUUCAGUAUCUGAACAAAUUUCAUCAGAAGUUCACAACAGAUUAGCAAGUCGAUUUAAAAUUAAGCAACUAAAACAAUGUGGUUUCAAAGUUGGUAAAAGAAGAAUAUGGACUAAAAAUGAAACAUCUUUUUCAACUAAUAUUAAAAGACACAUUUGAUAUGAGCUAUAAUUGGAAGUUUUAUGUUUGAUAAACUAUUGAUAAACACAUUUAUUUCCUAUUAGAAGUGAAAUAAGA